Messenger RNA from Vitrella brassicaformis, 1385 nucleotides. The record is from the annotation of a GenBank genome assembly. NCBI's taxonomy places the organism in Eukaryota, Vitrellaceae.
AAUGGCUCCGCUCCCUCGUUGCGUUUGAUAAGUGUGGCCGGCCCUGUGUCCUCCCCUCAUCGGAAAGUGAGGAUUAAUUGCCACUCUCAGCCGGCUCCGCGCUCUGAUUGCCACUCUGACGCCAGCCCCGCCGGCAGCGGCUCUCGCCUUUCUACGAGCUCACGUGAGGUGCCCCACCGUCACGCAAGACGAUGGAUGACACGCUCAGCUCGCUCAAAAGAGGGCCAUGGGCGAGCCACAGCCUGUCUUCCCAUGACUUCCUCAUGAGAGGUGGUUUUUGGAGAGUGAUGGAGAGAGAGAGGAGCAGACGGAGGCCUUCAUCACAACGCCCGGCCUCUUCCUGUCGUCAAACUGCCGGGCUCUUCCUGCCAGGGAGGAGGCUGGAGGCGUUGCACCAACUCCCCCCUCCUCAGCCUCACCCAACCGGACUCCUUCCCCAUCCGCUUAGCGUGUCCGUCUCCGGAGCCUCUACACUUGGACCCUGCGAAGCUAUGGCCAUUCUGAAGACGACAUACCCUCUAGUGCUCAAGCACGACAGACAGGGAGCAGAGCUACCUCGCCCCCAGUUGCGAGCAGGAGGGUUCAAAGAAUGAAGGUGAUUUGACUCACCGCCAUUGCCGUGCUUCUCGCCACCAGAGCCAGAACGGCGGAUUUUCCGUCGACGGGCAGACCAUUCAUAGCAGUCCGGGUGUGAGGGAGAUCAUGCCGUCGUAUUGGUAUUGGCGGCAUGUGGCUGAGGAUGGCGUGUGGCGCUGGCGGUCCGUCAGACACGAGGUCAGCUGAAUGGAUGAUGACAGCACUCGAGAGGCGGCUCCCUUGAUGCAGCCGCCGCAACAACUGUUGCUUUCUCUGCUUGGUCUGUGUGCAGGUGAGGAUUGCUGUGGUUCCGGUUCCUCAGGAGGGCUGGUCCUACCGACUCACCUACCAAAGCGGGCAGCCACCCACCACACACGACAAACAGGUCGGUGGCAGAGACGACACACCUGGCUGCAUUCCCAUCCCCUCUGUGUGUGUGCUGUCAGCCAUGGCAUCGUCUGUCCCGCGGUGCACUCGUGUGCAUCUUCGGCUACCUGUACCCAUGGGAGCUCGAGCGGCUGGACGCCUCGCUGGGCGCCCCGCUGUUUCUCCUCGCCCCCGCCCACUACUCACACCUCGCCAUCGACCCAUCCGAUGCCGAGGCCGCUCGCCAGUGGGCGCACAUGCGCCCUUCCGUUGCUGUCCAGUGGGGCAACCGAGCGGUCAACCUCCGCACAAUCACCCAGAAGCAGCCCCGCAACGGUAUCUGCCUGCAAUCCGGUGUCGGCCUGGGCUGGUGUGUCGUGACGAUGGUGUGUUUGGUUGAGGGCCACGCGCGCAGUCGGGCGGCCAUGAUCGAGAGGCAGUAG